This is a messenger RNA of Eutrema salsugineum, 907 nucleotides long. RefSeq lists its product as uncharacterized. NCBI's taxonomy places the organism in Eukaryota, Viridiplantae, Streptophyta, Magnoliopsida, Brassicales, Brassicaceae. The record is from RefSeq and is a predicted model, not a curated record.
AUGACUGUAGCUUUCCAUGAAAACAUAGUUUCUUCUUCAUCUUCCUCUUUAUCUUCCUCUGGUUGCUCGGCUUGUCUGAGGACUCUCAGGGAUUUUACCUGAAAGCUUGUUGUGGCUCAAACCCAAAGUGUUAGCUCGCCGAGCUUGGAAAACGUUUGUGGGAUAUGGCCAGAGAGGUUGUUGUAUGAAAGGUCUAAGGUCUCUAGCUUCUCAAGAUCUCCAAAACUUUGUGGGAUGAUUCCAGAGAUGUUGUUGUGUGAGAGGUUUAAAAGCUUUAGGUUUUUGAGAUUGCCUAAAGAAGCUGGGAUGUCUCCGGAGAACUUGUUCUUGGAGAGAUCUAAGAGAGACAAACCAGAAGUUGAAGAGGAGCUCUCAUCAGGAGAUUGUAUAAUGCCUGUGGAUUCCCAAGAGAUGAUGGAAGAGACCCAUCAAGAUUGUUCUCAGAGAGAUCCAAGAUCCUGAGACUUGUGAGAUUUGAUAUGUCUUCUGGGAUUGAACCUUUGAGGGAAUUGUUUCUCAGGCUAAGCAACUCUAGAGAUGGGAAUACUCGGGAGAUGAAACUCGGGAAUUUACCAGAGAUUUUGUUAUCUUGAAGAUCAAGAUGCUUCAGAAUUGGGAGAUUUGUCAAGUUCUGAGGGAAUUCACCACUGAAAUUGUUCUGACUCAUUGAAAGCAUCAUGAUGUGUAACCCAAAGGAAGUUGGAACAUCCCCAGUGAACUCGUUGGAAGAUAUAUCAAGAAACAUAAGAAAUGACUCCACACGAUAAUCCACAUAGAAUCUUGGGAAUUCACCUGAAAAUCUGUUCUUUGACAAGUCCAGCAACCGCAGCCCGUAGAUCUUUGAAAUAGACUUUGGUACUGAUCCUGAGAAGUUGUUUUCUGACAACGUCAAUACUAUGAUCGAUGA